This is a messenger RNA of Cladocopium goreaui, 2235 nucleotides long. The record is from the annotation of a GenBank genome assembly. NCBI's taxonomy places the organism in Eukaryota, Dinophyceae, Suessiales, Symbiodiniaceae.
AUGGUGUCAGAUAGGAUAUCUGCAGCGCUGGAAAAGGCAGCCAAUAGGGCUGCCCGCGUAGCAGAGGGCGACGCGGGUCUACAAGACUACCCAGCCCCACAUCAUCCUAGCCAAAAGAAGUCUGAAGCAUUGGAGAAAGCAAAGGAGUCAUCCAGGAGCGAGAAGGCCAACCCUGCUUCGGAUAAAUCCUUGGAAGCCAAAGUCCGUGAUUUGAAGAUGGCCCAAGAAGGAGCCAAUGAAGACUCACCUGCACCUACGGUGCCUGCCAGUGAUGGGUCUAGGAAGAAGCGCAAAAGUCCAAAGGAGAACGGUGAGAAGGGUGAUGAUGCAGGGUCUCCCACCAUAGUCACCCCAAAGCCCGAAAUCAAAAUCAAGCGUUCUGAUACCGCUGAAUCUGCCCCAAAGCUUUCCCGGCAUGUCCAGAGUCGAGAACUGAUGAAACGAUCACCUACACUGCACUACAGCCCUGGUGAAGACAGAAAGCCACCAAAGAAGGUUGUGAAAACAGCUGUGAAGGCGAAAGCUAAAUCUGGUAGUUCCAAAGAGGUCAAGUCCAAGAGCAAGGCUGCCCCAAAGGCCGCCCCCAGAAAUCCCAGUCCAAAGUUGGAGAGUCCUGUGCCAGCUACUGCUGAUGCUGUUGCGCAUGCCUUGACUAGGCAAACCACACUUGAGCUUGCACCACCUUCCCCUGGCAGUGACAGCGAGUCCGCCUCCAGUGCCGAAGAUGCUGGAUGCUGCAAGGCUGCAGGGGCACCGUCAGAUCCUCCAGGAGAUGAUGGAGGAGGUUGCCCAAAAGAGAUCAAAGCAGCGGGACAGUCUGCGCACAGAUGCAGUGAAAAGUUGCAAGUCCUCUUCGAGCAGUGGAUGAUCUGCGAUGGACACUGGAAGGAGUCCAGCCUGUACCAACAGCUCAAGGAAUGUUGGCAAUACCUGGUAUGGGACGUGGAUGCAGAAGAGGACACAACUGACACAAUCACCAGUUCCUUUUUUGAGCAGAUCGACAAGGAUGACAAAGGGACCAAGACCAAGACCAACAAGAAACGCAAGGGAAGAAAGGCGAAGGCUAAGGGGAAGAAGCGGACCGAGGAAACACAAGAGGAUAAAGCAAAGCGCGAGCAGAAGGAGUUGGAAGCCAAGGCAAAGGAAGCAAAAAAGAAACGGAUCGCAACGGCCAACAAGGUCGUCUCGAAGCUGCAGAGUGCCCUGGCGAAGGCCUCUUUGGUCGAAGUCAAAGCUGGAGGGAUGUGGUCCGCAGCUUUGAAGAAGGUAUUCCUGGGCGAGCUGUCGCCGCACAAGCACUUGUUGGGGAAGAAGCGUGACGCCUUGUUGAAGGUUAUUGACAGUGUGAAGGGUUCUGGUGACCUGACCUUGCUGGCAACGCCUGAAAGUGAGGGGGACGAUGCAGUGAAGGAUUUUUUGGAUUUUCUCCAAAGAGAUUUUCCCCUGGAGAAAACCCAGAACUUGGCUAUCCAGAAUGCAAUUGAGGAUGUGAGUUCUGGUGCCAGCUCCAUCUACAAAGCUGUGAAACGGAUCAGAUCGCAUGUGCAGGUGCCUUGGCAGCGAGCAGGAUUUUACGGAGAUGCAGCUCAGUUGAUCACAAAGGUGCGGUACGAAAAACUCCUGUGCCUAUGGUUGAACGUAGUGAUUUUCAGGCCAAAGUCAAUUCGGUACUCCCGGUUUUUGUUGUGGAGUUGCGAUGUGGCCCUGCUCUACAAGAGUAGGACGUUAAACACCAUUCUGAGAUGGCUGGUAUGGUCUUUCAACUGCCUCUAUGAAGGUACCUACCCAAUGAUUCGACCUGGAAACAGACCUUUGGAACCACAUGAGAAAGAUCGCGCUGGUACCUGGAUAACCAAUAAAAAACUGCAGUUCCAAGUAGUGGAGCUUCGUGGAGAUUGGGAGUUCCACAAGCUGGUGUGGCAGUUCAAGUGCUCAUGGAAGGGUGGUGUAAAUGUUGGGAUUUGCUACCGCUGCCCUGCUAUGGUCCGGGCUCGGGAUCCGGGUCUGAUCUACUGGAAUAUGGACGAUGAAAAUAGCACAUGGGCAAAAGAGGAGUUUGACACCACGGAUUUCAUUUGCAAAAGGCAAAUGCUAUGCCAAGAGUUAGAGUACUUUGGCCCUGGCACCUUUCAACAACAGUUGGACAAGGCGUACAAGGACUUUGUUGGGUUCAGCCGGGCGAACAAGAUGGACCAGUCACAACCUCCUUUCAAAGAGUGGAAGGUUCCCUGGUAG